Polychytrium aggregatum is the source of this 1871-nucleotide messenger RNA. RefSeq lists its product as uncharacterized. The coding region runs from base 230 to 1606 and encodes 458 amino acids. The record is from RefSeq and is a predicted model, not a curated record. Gene Ontology annotation, molecular function: pyridoxal phosphate binding; cysteine desulfurase activity. Gene Ontology annotation, biological process: [2Fe-2S] cluster assembly. Lineage: Eukaryota; Fungi; Chytridiomycota; Chytridiomycetes; Polychytriales. Gene Ontology annotation, cellular component: cytosol; nucleus; mitochondrion. The transcript is spliced from 10 exons.
UCUCGCAUCCUCUCGCAUCCUCUCGCAUCCUCUCGCAUCCUCUCGCAUCCUCUCGUCGCAUCCCCUGAUUGGCUGGUGCAUCCGGCGCUGUCUCGCACCAUGUCACGUGCAUCACGUGCACCCAUUUCCAAUCCCAGCGAUACACUUCCAGACCCAACCCGAGCGGCCUGAUCGAUCGCUGACUGCAAUCUCGCACCGCCAUUAUCGUCGCCAUCGUCUACCUUGUGCUAUGGCUUCGCGAUACCACAUAUCCUUGUCUGCGCUGGCAGCCAAGCGUCUCAAUCUCUUGCCGAGGCCGCGAUUUGUAGCCCCGUCGCUCCAACGCCUCUCGGCCGUCGGCGCUCGCUCGUUUUCCUCGUCGAUCUCGGUCUUGAACAAAGCAGAUGCCGACAACAAGCCUCGCCCGAUUUACUUGGACAUGCAGGCCACCUCGCCCAUGGAUCCGCGUGUGCUCGAUGCGAUGCUGCCGUAUAUGACCCUGCAGUUUGGAAACCCCCACUCGAGAACUCACCAGUAUGGCUGGGAGUCCGAGGAUGCCGUCGAGACUGCCCGCAAGCACGUCGCUACCUUGAUCAACGCCGAUCCCAAGGAAAUCAUCUUCACCAGCGGUGCGACGGAAUCCAACAACAUCAGUAUCAAAGGUGUCGCUCGCUUCUACAAAUCCAAGAAGAAUCACAUCAUCACCACCCAGACCGAGCACAAGUGCGUGCUCGACUCGUGCCGUGUGCUGCAGGAAGAGGGCUUUGAGGUCACCUAUUUGCCCGUCCAAACCAACGGAUUGAUCGAUCUGAAUGCUCUGAAAGAAGCCAUCCGUCCCGAGACUGCCCUGGUCUCCAUCAUGUCCGUGAACAACGAAAUCGGUGUUAUCCAGCCCAUCGCCGAGAUUGGCAAAAUCUGUCGUGAAAAGAAAGUCUUUUUCCAUACCGAUGCCGCCCAGGCGCUUGGAAAGAUCCCGAUGGAUGUGCAGACCAUGAACAUUGACUUGAUGUCGAUAUCCGGCCACAAACUCUACGGCCCCAAGGGCAUCGGUGCCCUCUACGUCCGUCGUCGCCCGCGCGUCCGUAUCGAGCCUCUGCAGUCUGGCGGUGGCCAGGAACGUGGUCUGCGCAGCGGAACAGUCCCGACUCCCUUGGUGGUGGGCCUUGGCGAAGCCUGUCGGGUUGCCAAAGAAGAGAUGGCGUAUGACUCGAAGCACAUCGCAAAGUUGUCCGAGAAGCUUGUCAGCGGCAUCACGAAGAACGUUCAGCACGUUGUUCGCAACGGCGACCCCGUUCAGUCGUAUCCAGGCUGCGUCAAUCUCUCCUUCGCAUACGUCGAGGGCGAGUCCCUGUUGAUGGCUCUGAAGGAAAUCGCUCUCUCCUCGGGCAGCGCCUGCACGUCCGCGUCAUUGGAGCCCUCGUAUGUGCUGCGGGCCCUUGGUGCUGAAGAGGAUAUGGCCCAUUCGUCCAUCCGUUUCGGCAUCGGCCGCUUCACUACUGAGGAAGAAGUGGACUACACCAUCGACCGUGUCACCCAGCACGUUGACAAGCUCCGCGAAAUGAGCCCUCUUUGGGAAAUGGUUCAGGAAGGUAUUGACAUCAAAUCCAUCCAGUGGGCUCAACAUUAAAACCGGUCGCUCGAUAAGUCGGUGCUCACCGGCACCGAGAUGCGAGUAAAAGGAUCUGAUAUCCAGCUGGAAACACACAUUCGAAGUUGCAGGAGAGGCAAGAUCAAGUAUGACACCAUUUUGUGGUCUGAGCAGACCCGGUGGGGCAUGCAAUUAUGCUUUCCUUCUUCAAGCCCUGCGGCUGUCCUGCGGCUGCCCUUGAGAGGCAAUUGCCUGCCUCCGCAAGUUUGGCUCGGAUGUAAAUACAGGCAGUGCUCAACCGAAA